GGCACAUACCGGAACGUCUCCUGCCACGAUCAUACUCAAUCACCUACGCCUACCACGGGAAUCGACAAAAGAGUGGAAGCGAGAAACGAAGAUUGGGCUACCAACAUUGAAUUCAUGGCUGGGACGCAAUUCCUAGGACUCUUCUUGCAACCAGAUGGACAGGUUCACGACUUGAAUGACGUUACAUGUUUGCUCCUGCCUUCUUACACUGAAGGCCCGUGCAAUGGGGUCAGUGUCUCUUCCAUCGGAGUUGCGACUGGGUAUGGACCCUGCACAUUCUACGGCUUGGAUGGAGCAAUUGUGGCUGUUCCGGGGGAAGGGGAAGGAUGGGUAUAUGUCGCACCGCCACAGAAUAUGAUGCAAGCUGUCUGUGGCUGA
Messenger RNA from Exophiala oligosperma, 378 nucleotides. RefSeq lists its product as uncharacterized. The record is from RefSeq and is a predicted model, not a curated record. The annotation marks the transcript as partial. The transcript has a single exon. Lineage: Eukaryota; Fungi; Ascomycota; Eurotiomycetes; Chaetothyriales; Herpotrichiellaceae.